This is a messenger RNA of Amoebophrya sp. A25, 3671 nucleotides long. The record is from the annotation of a GenBank genome assembly. Lineage: Eukaryota; Dinophyceae; Syndiniales; Amoebophryaceae.
GACCUUCAUCUGUUUGAGGUAAAGUUUCUCUGUCUGUUUUUUUUUUUGCCCGGCCGUGCGAGAGUGUAUGAUAAUUUCUGUGAUGUCAAUCUCCCGACUGAUCCUGAAGAAUUUUCUUCUUUUUGUUGUUUUGUGACCGUCGGAUUUUGCUUCUAUUGUGUAGUCCUGAUGUGCUUUGAUUUCUCAAGAGUACUAUUCGGAAGUUGAAGUUGUGACUGUGGAAUUAAUUGAGUGUUUUCGCAAGAAGUCGAUAUCCUCAACAUCCCAAGCUAACAACGCAGCCCAUUUUAGUGACCUUAUGUGCGCAUACAUAUCCCGUUAUCAUUCCCGAUAAUUAGCGAUUCUUACACUUCCAGUAAAGCAGGUUCUGCAAAGGGAUAAUUAAAGAGAAGUAUAGAAAGCAUAAUAUCGAUCAUACAAAGAACACUGCAAUUUGUACUUUUGAAAUUCCAUCGACUUCAUCUAUCGAACAAUUGGUAUCAGCGUUGGAGAACGAAGAAGAGGACGAAAUUACUAGCUCCAUUUUACUUACAACUUCAAUCGUUUUUAGUAUUUGCUACUUCGAUCGUUCUUACCGACAAAAUGGGAGGCGCUCCGAAGGUUCCUGAAGUAUCCCCGAAGGCGGCUAAGUCCCCUCGCGAGUCGUACCAGAUGGCUUGCUGGGAAUUGCAUCCUUUCGAGAAGGGUGACAAGCACUCUAGCCCGCUCCAGCAUGGCACUUCUAUGAGCAGAAAUCGAAGCUUUAAAGUAUUUAUACAAGUAUCAUAAUCUACAUCAUGUUGUACUUGGUCUAAGCCGUCUUCUACGUACUUAAUCUGAUUACCGAUGGGUGCCAGCUAGUAGAGCUAAGUAGCAUUAUUUAUCUGUCUGCUUUGAUGACUGCGUUUGAUUUUGGAUUUUAUGAGAUAAUCCAUCGUUAAUUAAAUGCAUUACUAAUCUGAGUUGUGAGAGAGGCAGGAGCUGGUUACCUUGUUCCCGCAGAAAUUGAUCAAGCUUUACCAUCUACUAACUGGGAAAACUCCUGUGUGUGCACCCUCAUCUCUGUUCAUCAAUACUACUACAGUCGGGUAAAAGUGUUGGCUUCUACUUCCUACUUCGUCAAUCAAUUAUCCAUGAUUAUCUCGUUUCAGGAUUUGAAGAAGGGGCACAGCGGUGAAUCGGGGCCCAAGCACAAACCGAUUCGGAGCCGAAGCCCUUCGCCCCCGGGAUUGGUGGAGAAAAACUUGAGUAUCUGUUCAUUGACAGAGUUCUACAAGACUCAUGCGCGACCGACCGCCGCCGCGAAGCCGAAACCGUUGCCUCCCGUCGGAAAGAAGUAGCCGUGCUGUUCGUUGCAGAUAAAAUUAAUGGGGGAUAAAGAUUUUACUAGCUGGACGAGGAUAGAGCUGCUCUGUUUGUGGACGGGUGUUGUUUUGUUCUAUGGACGAUUCCAAGCCGAAGCUGACAUGAAGACACGAGCAGUGGUGUCCUAAAGCAUGCUCGGUUCUUGCAAAUGAUGUCACUUGGAACAAGUCAAAGCGUUCGUCUUUCCGACCAGGCAGUCUCAUUCUCACAACAGCAUCAAAAUUAGAUCCAUCUUUAGGUUGCCGUCAAAGACAGUGAACAUGAUUCAGAAGAUAAUCAUACAUCUCUGGACAAUAACAACGAAUGUACUCCUCAUUGGGCGCGAAUUUGGACGCAUCGAGACACAACUAGCGCUAUACUUCGCGUGCCGCGGACAUGAACCUUCCCUGGUGAGUGGUUUUCUGCGCCGCGGUGUUUCUUGAUCGAAAGUAUAGCGUACCAAAAAAAUUAGGGUAGUACCAAGAAGUGAUUUGGUGCAGACAAGCCUUCAACAGAGUUGCUUCUAGCACGAUUGCCUUGCGUUGGGAAACAGGAUUUUCUCGAUGCCGCGCGCAUUUCAUUUUUGAACUUUGAUAUUUAUAUUAAUAUCUUUCUUUGAAUCUGAUGAAGGUGCACACGAUUACGGCGGUUAUUGUUACGAUAGUUUUUUUUUAUGUAGUUUGCGCGAAUGGGUGGGGAUUUCGGCACGUUCGUGGUCGUGUCCUGAUUUUUUUGAUUCGUUCAUUUCGUUGUAUUUGAUCCAUGCUUUUUUAUGUUUAUUUUUCAUGCUCAAACUAUCUGCAUGUCUUGUUGUAACCUACAUUCUUUGGACUUUCAUAUGAUCUAUUCAUGACAUAUCACGUAGUCAACAUAGAUAAUUUCGAUCUCGUGCGCAAGCAGUAGUUACUAGAGGAAGUCAUAUUAAUUUGUCCUCGCUUGUUACAGUCAUUUUGCGUAUCUCAAAUUAAAACAAUUCGGAGAUUUCUACAAUGAAGUAUUAUAUUUCGCAUUACAAACCAGAACCAGCUGAUAUCCUGUGAUUAAAACGCUGAGAAAGUCGAUGAAACAAAAAUCCUCGCUCAUGUUUCAAUCAAUUCACAUCGGUCAAUGCCCCAUACGAACAUACCAAGGUGUCUACAUAUUUGCUGUGCGCGUGCAAAGUAUAUCUUCGGGGUUGAACAUGGAAACAAAAGUCGUGCCAAAAGAGGCGCUGUAGGCAAAAAAUGCUCCCACUAGAAUCGAUUUGCGAAUGAUAAAUGGAGGAGAAAAGAAAUGUACUGUAAAAAUUGGUGAUUUUCGCUUCUAUACCCGAUCACGGACUGGCGCACAAACUUGGCGUGCCACCUUAGUCAAGAGUAAUUAUUUGUUAUCAUGCUAGUAAGCAAAAUUAUGUUUUUUUUUUUUGAAAGUAAGUAGAUGGAGACUUUGGAUUCUUGCAUAGAUUUUCGUUUGUACCAAACCUGUUCGGAGAUACUAGCAUGGGAAAGAAGGUCUGCAACUUGAUGAAGAUGGGAAACACAUAAGAAGACGAACUUCUGCACGAAGACCACGACGGAGGAGGAGCCGUCGACUUGAUCCCGAAUCGCUGAAGCGAUUUCAAAGCGUACCUCCUCCAUGAUCGAUGUUCUUUCUGGUGUCGGUGAAGAAGGGAGCGAAGGUUUAUAACAAAAGAACUCCCAGCGGAUCUGCGGCUAGGUAGAAAGAACAAGGUUUUUAGGAACGAGCGGCUCUUGAUCUUGUGAUCGGUUUUUUAUUUACAGUGACCUGCUGAGCCAAAAUCUGUCACGGCCGUCAUUGACAACAUGAACAUACCUGAUGCCAGGCACAUCAGUCAAAUCAUUCAAUCUAUCAGGUGAAGGGGUAACCGGUUAUAUUCUUUUGUUUUCGGUGAUUGAGUGGGCGUGGAAAGAGAUUUACCUUUCUUGCGGAAGGAUUUCGAUCUCGACAACAACGUAUGAUAGUGAUUGCCUCCUUUUAAUAAUCACCGCAGUUUGAUACAAGCUCUCAGAAUAUGGGUGGGUGUUAUAGACAUAAGCUGUGCCAUUUUCCUAGGUUGGGCAAUGCGUCGCAUCAUCGAAAUUCUUACUGUACCAUUGAUUAGCCUUAGUCACUUGAUCAUGUGCAUACUUUUACUGACAUAUUAGUUGCAUCAUUUUCUCCUUCCAAACACCAAGGACGCACUUUUAGCCAUGAUUCUCUUACUGCUGGAGAGCAAAAAUGAAAAGAAUAGAUCUUCCUGCAGUUGUCAUGCACAUUCGGCUGUGAAGAGUCACACCACUACCCUGAGACUGCGCGUGCGUCACGGCCACAAAAACUGUAGACACACCACAGCGCAACUCACUUUGACA